GAGUUACAGAAUAUGCACACAAAACACAGGCUAUAUACGAAUACCGGUAUAAAAAUGCUUAUAUGGUAUUCCGGUGAUAGUUAUGCUAAGAAUGUAUUUGUGUAGUUGCACAGCCUGUAGCACGUUUGUGAAACAGCCAUUCAUUCAUUCCUCUUUCCUGAGAACAAGGAAGUGAAAAACUAGCUACACGCUUCCGGGUACUCAACGACACAUCUCGAGACAUACUGCUUGUGACACGUAGGACUCUGCUGCUCGAAGAUACAGUUGAGUAAUCAAAAUGCAGACUUCAGACUAAUAGAAACCCAACAAGGAAGGGUGCAUUCAGGAUUCGGUCUUAUCUUGGGUUGUCCAAACAUCCGUGAGCCUAUCGCUGUCUCCUUCGUCCACUCCUCCGAGCUGAGCUGAGCAAUGGCACAAUUCGAGGCGACUGCCCAGAAGUCUGCCCUGCACCCCAAACCCGCGGGUCUGGUUCUGCAGUACGGUACUGCCGGCUUCCGCACCACGGCCAAAGAUCUGGACCAUGUGAUGUUCCGCAUGGGCUUGCUGGCUGUGCUCCGGUCCCGCCGCACGAAGGCCACUAUCGGGGUGAUGGUCACCGCCUCUCAUAACCCAGAGGGUGAUAACGGCGUGAAGCUGGUGGACCCCAUGGGGGAGAUGCUGGAGGUGUCUUGGGAGAGCUACGCUACGCAGCUGGCCAACGCGGAGCAGGAGACCUUGCUCACCGUGCUCAAGGACCUGGUGGAGAGGGAGGCCGUUAACAUGGCCCACAACGCCACCGUCUUCAUCGGCAGGGACACCAGGCCCAGCAGUGAGAGUCUGGCACAGGCUGUGAAGGAUGGAGUGGCCGCCCUGGGGGCACACUGCCAAGAUUUUGGUCUGGUGACGACGCCUCAGUUACACUACCUGGUGUGCUGUCAGAACACUCAGGGUUCCUAUGGCGACAUAAGCCUGGACGGAUACUACAAGAAACUCUCAACAGCCUUCGGCAAGCUCACCCACGACGCACCCGUAGCUCAGCCCCUGCUGGUGGAUGGAGCCAAUGGCAUCGGUGCCCUCCAGCUGAAGGCCAUGCUGCCCUACCUGAAAGGUCGUCUGGAGGUCAAGGUGACCAAGGACGGCUCCGCGGGCAAGCUGAACCACCUGUGUGGCGCGGACUAUGUCAAGGUGCAGCAGGAAGCCCCACAAGGGGUAGAGAUGGGAGUUGGACAGAGGUGUUGCUCGUUCGACGGUGACGGAGACAGGAUCGUUUAUUACUAUAACGAUGAUGAAGGGCGUUUUCACUUACUGGACGGGGAUAAGAUAGCCACGCUCGUCAGCACCUUUAUCAAGGAGUUGCUCACCAAGGCUGGCUUGGACCUACAGAUGGCGGUGGUGCAGACUGCAUACGCCAACGGCAGCUCCACACACUACCUUGAAGACACCAUGAAGACGACGGUGCGGUGUGCCAAGACGGGAGUGAAGCACCUCCAUCACGAGGCCCUGCAGUUCGACGUGGGCGUGUACUUCGAGGCCAACGGACACGGAACGGUUCUGUUCAGCAAGGAGGCUGAGGAAAUGAUCAACCAGUUGGCUAAAGACCCCAGUGCUCCAGAGGGCAGGCGGAGCGCAGCCAUACAACUGCACAACACCAUCGACCUCAUCAACCAGACCGUGGGAGAUGCCAUCUCGGACAUGCUGUUGAUCGAGGCUGUGCUGGCAGUGAAAGGGUUAACCAUCCAACAGUGGGAUACCAUCUACACCGACCUCCCCAACAGACAACUCAAAGUCAAGGUGGCUGACAGGCGGGUGAUUGACACGACGGACGCGGAGAGGCGGGCCACGAGCCCGGCUGGGCUGCAGGAAGCCAUCGACGCCCUGGUCAGGAAGUACCGCCUCGCACGCUCCUUCGUACGCCCCUCCGGCACCGAGGACGUCGUGCGCGUCUACGCAGAGGCCGACACACGGGAGAGUGCUGAUGCUCUGGCCCAUGAGGUCAGCCUCGCAGUGUUUCGUCUGGCCGGAGGAGUCGGGGAGGAGCCCAAACCAUUACACUAAACACACACACACACAC
Molecule: messenger RNA, 2050 nt
Organism: Engraulis encrasicolus (European anchovy)
Lineage: Eukaryota; Metazoa; Chordata; Actinopteri; Clupeiformes; Engraulidae
Gene: pgm3
Product: phosphoglucomutase 3
Exons: 13
Coding region: 409-2034 (541 amino acids)
Biological process (GO): carbohydrate metabolic process; UDP-N-acetylglucosamine biosynthetic process; hemopoiesis
Molecular function (GO): phosphoacetylglucosamine mutase activity; magnesium ion binding
Source: RefSeq, a predicted model, not a curated record